Molecule: messenger RNA, 1308 nt
Organism: Diplodia corticola
Lineage: Eukaryota; Fungi; Ascomycota; Dothideomycetes; Botryosphaeriales; Botryosphaeriaceae
Product: bsd domain-containing protein
Exons: 3
Coding region: 1-1308 (435 amino acids)
Cellular component (GO): cytoplasm
Source: RefSeq, a predicted model, not a curated record
AUGGACGUCGCCUACGACCACAUCCAGGAGGAGACUUUCCCCGACGACGACCGCCGCGACAAGCCCGCUCAGCCCAGCGACAAGCCCGCCGAGCCCGCCAAAGACUUCAACACCGAGGUCCAAGACGCCUACAAGGCCAUCAGCAACAGCCCCUGGGCCGCUCGCAUCGGCGGCCUUUGGGGCACCGGCGAGACUUACUAUGAAACUGCCCGCCAGCAAUCGGGGCCUGCGCUCGAGCAGGCCGGCAAGGGCCUGACCGACCUCCGCACCACCGUCCUCUCGCACACGCGCAACAUCUCGGCCUCACUCCCCCAGAUCCCUGCCGACGACGCUGCCGCCGCCGCCGACACAAAGAAGACCAUCGUCACCGACAAGGACGGCAACACCAUCGAAGUCAAUGCCCCCGCCGCCCCGGAGAAGCCCGCGGCGGAGACGGGCGAGCGCGCCGAGUCGCUGCCGGCCGACAUUGUCAAGGAGGCCGAGGGCAUGCUUUCGCGGCUGCGCGGGCUGGGCGCCGAACGGCUGAAGGACAUCCAGAAGGCCGAGGAUGCCGCCGACGAGGCGCUGCUCCGCUUCGGCACCAACAUCCGCUCCUUCUUGCGCGAGGCCGUGACCAUCACCGGACCGGACGACGCCGACGCUCCGGCUGGCUCGUCUUCAUCCAAGGUGCUUUUCGAGAGCAAGGACGCCCAGGGCAAGCGUGUGAUCCACACCACCCGCUUCGAUGCCCAGCUGCACGCCAUCCAUUCUGCUCUCGAAAGUUUCCUGAAGGACCCGGAUAGCCCGGAGUGGGAGGGCUGGAUCGCGUCGUUUGACAUUGACAAGAAGACUGCGGAUAUUUCGAAGGACUUGGAGAAGUAUCCCGAGCUGCGGGUGUCCAUGGAGGCGUUGGUUCCGGAGAAGGUCGAGUACAAGCCUUUCUGGACGCGGUACUAUUUCCUCCGGCACGUCAUCGAGAGCGAGGAGCAGCGGAGGAGAGAGAUGCUCAAGGCAUCCGCCUCCGGCGCCGACGAAGAGGUCGGCUGGGACGAUGACUCGGAGGACGAGGCCGACCGCUCGUCGUCCAAGACCUCCACCCCCAACCCUCUCGCCACCUCGCAAGGCACCCUCAAGCCCACCGACCCCGCCGCCAAGGCCGUCUCUUCCGACAAGGACACCGCCUCGAGACUUCGCAACAGCGACGAGCGCUCCCAGGCCGACAGCGACGCCAGCUACGACCUCGUCAGCGGCGCCACCAGCAAGACGCCCGGCAGCCCCAAGGAGAAGAAGAACCCGGCGGCCGACGACAGCGACGAGGACUGGGAGUGA